AUGUCGACGUUUGGGCACCACUUCCGGGUGACGACCGCCGGCGAGUCGCACGGCAAGUCCGUGUCGUGCAUCAUCGACAACUGCCCGCCCAACCUGCCCCUCACCGAGGAGGACAUCCAGCCGCAGCUCAACCGCCGCCGGCCGGGCCAGUCGUCCAUCACGACGCCGCGCAACGAAAAGGACCGCGUCACCAUCCACUCGGGCACCGAGUUCGGCCGCACCCUCGGCACCCCGAUCCUCCUCACCGUCCCCAACGAGGACCAGCGCCCGCGCGACUACGGCGACGCCACCGUCGACGUCUUCCCCCGCCCCUCCCACGCCGACUGGACCUACCUCGAGAAGUACGGCGUCAAGGCCUCGUCGGGUGGCGGCCGCUCCAGCGCCCGUGAGACCAUCGCCCGUGUCGCCGCCGGAGCCGUCGCGGAUAAGUGGCUCCGCGCCGCGUACGGCGUUGAGAUCGUCGCCUUCGUCACGUCUGUCGGCGGCAUCAAGCUCUUUGAGGAUAAUGGCGAGUCUAUGAGCGCGGAUCCCGCGUUCCUGAGCCUCGCAGAGGGCAUCACGCGCGAGCAGGUUGACGGGUUCCUGCCCGUGCGCUGCCCCCACGAGGAGACGUCGCGCCGCAUGGAGGAGCGCAUCGCCGAGCUGCGCGACGCGCACGACAGCACCGGCGGCACCGUCACCUGCGUGAUCCGCAACGCGCCGUCCGGGCUCGGCGAGCCGUGCUUCGACAAGCUCGAGGCGGUCCUCGCCCACGCCAUGAUGAGCAUCCCCGCCGUCAAGGGCUUCGAGAUCGGCUCCGGCUUCCGCGGCGCCGAGAUGACGGGCAGCCGCCACAACGACCCCUUCGUCGCCGCGCCUGCCGUCCCCGCCGCCGAGGCCAAGAUGGGCAUCCCCCGCAGCCGCCUGCAGACCAAGACGAACAAUUCGGGCGGCAUCCAGGGCGGCAUCUCCAACGGCAUGCCCAUCUUCUUCCGCGUCGCCUUCAAGCCCCCCGCCACCAUCAGCCAGGACCAGACCACCGCCCGCUACGACGCCUCGGGCGAGGGCGUCCUCGCCGCAAAGGGCCGCCACGACCCCUGCGUCGUGCCCCGCGCCGUCCCCAUUGUCGAGGGCAUGGCCGCCCUGGCCAUUGCCGACGCCGUCAUGGCCCAGCACGCGCGCCAGCUGGGCAUCCACAUGGCGAAGCAGUAA
Molecule: messenger RNA, 1191 nt
Organism: Purpureocillium lilacinum
Lineage: Eukaryota; Fungi; Ascomycota; Sordariomycetes; Hypocreales; Ophiocordycipitaceae
Product: bifunctional chorismate synthase/riboflavin reductase [NAD(P)H] aro2
Biological process (GO): aromatic amino acid biosynthetic process; chorismate biosynthetic process
Cellular component (GO): cytosol
Molecular function (GO): FMN binding; chorismate synthase activity
Source: RefSeq, a predicted model, not a curated record